This is a messenger RNA of Vanrija pseudolonga, 2005 nucleotides long. RefSeq names its product putative Na(+)/H(+) antiporter. Bases 279 to 1946 code for a protein of 555 amino acids. Gene Ontology annotation, cellular component: plasma membrane. Gene Ontology annotation, molecular function: sodium:proton antiporter activity. Gene Ontology annotation, biological process: sodium ion export across plasma membrane; intracellular potassium ion homeostasis; proton export across plasma membrane. The transcript is spliced from 8 exons. The record is from RefSeq and is a predicted model, not a curated record. NCBI's taxonomy places the organism in Eukaryota, Fungi, Basidiomycota, Tremellomycetes, Trichosporonales, Trichosporonaceae.
GAGAUGGCGACGAGGGCGGCAUUGUUGAUCAUCUUGUAACUGCACAUAUCACUACUACUACUGGACGCCCAUACACAGGCUCCACACUACGCCCCACUACGCCCCCAGAGCGCACCCAGCUGACGUCCUCCCACACGACCACCCAGCCGCGUCUCCGGCCUUGACCACCGUGAAUGAUCGCCACUGAAGUCUGCGCCAUCACCACCCCCACCCCGCUCGCCCGCGGGUCCUCCUUCUUCCCAGUUGAAUAACACGAGGUGUAACUCCACUUCGCCACCAUGGUCGCCCUCGACAUCUCCGAGACGUCCAAGUCGCUCGCCGUCGUCGGCGGGUACAUCUCCAUCGUCGGGCUCGUGAGCUACUUUCUCAAGGAGCGGCUGUUCAUGUCCGAAGCCCUGCUCGCCUUCAUCGCAGGCAUCAUCUUUGGCCCGAUCGCGGCCAACGUCUUCUCGCCGCUCGACUGGGUCAGCGGCUCGGAGCACGAGCUCUCGCACCUGACCUUUGAGAUCACGCGCGUGGUUAUCGCCAUCCAGGUGCUGUUCACCGGCAUCUCGCUGCCCAAGGCGUACCUCUGGCGCGAGCGGCUCAGCCUCUUCACGCUCCUGUUCCCCAUCAUGACGGCGGCGUGGUUCGUGACCGCUGCGCUGGUCUACGGCCUCGUGCCCGGCCUCACCUUCCUCGAGGCCCUCGUUAUCGGGUCUUGUGUCACGCCGACCGACCCCGUCCUCGCCAACUCGAUCUGCAAGGGUCGAUUCGCCGAGAAGUAUGUCCCGCUCCACGUCCGCCAGAUCAUCGUCGCCGAGGCUGGUGCAAACGACGGCCUGGGAUUCCCAUUCCUCUACAUGGCGCUGUACCUUAUGCUGAGGAAGAAUCCCUCGCACCCGGUGCACACUAUCGGCGGGGCAGUUGGCGAGUGGGUGUAUAACAUUGUCCUCUACCAGGUCGCCCUCUCGGUCGUCAUCGGCGCCAUCAUCGGCUACGUCGCGCGCAAGGUGCUCCGCUUUGCCGAGGCACGGGGACUUAUCGACCACGAGUCGUUCCUCUCGUUUGGCGUCUCGCUCACCUUCCUCACCCUCGGCAUCGUGGGCAUGAUUGGCUCAGACGACAUUCUCUGCUGCUUCAUUGUGGGCAACUCGUUCACCUGGGACGACUGGUUCCGCGUCGAGACCGAGGACCACGCGUUCCAGGAUGUCAUUGACCAGCUGCUCAACAAUGUCAUCUUCCUCUACAUCGGCUCCAUCAUGCCGUGGAGUGAGUUUGGCAAGUUCUGGGGCCUGUCGCCUUGGCGCCUGGUUGUGCUCGGUAUCUGCGUCAUUCUUCUCCGCCGCCCCCCUUGGGUCAUUCUUCUUAAACCCUACAUCCCCUCGCUCUCCACCUGGCCCGAGGCCGUGUUUGCCGGUUACUUUGGCCCCAUCGGCGUCGGCGCCGUCUACUACGUCCAGGUUGCGCUCAAGGAGAUUCCGGAUGACGGUACCCGUGACCGUCUCCGAGCUGUCAUCCUCCCCGUCGUCUACUUCCUGGUCAUGACCUCGGUCGUCGUCCACGGCGUCACCAUUCCGCUGGGUAAGGGCUUCCAGCGCGCCGCGACUAUCACCAUGUCGCGCACGAGCACGGCAGCAGACCUCGUCGGUGUCAGACUGCCCCCCGCCGUGCCGGUUGGCUCGGUGCCCACCCCGGUCGCCCCCGAGUCGUCGGGGGCGCCCAGCAGCACUACGAGAACCGAGGCCUUUGGUUUGGCUGAGCAGCCGCAGUCGCCCCAGAUCCACUUUGACCUGCCCGCAGCCAAGUCUGCCGACACGCCGCCCAUCAGCCGCAACAUCAGCUUUGCGACAGUGCCACCCCACGAGCAGCAGGCCGAGUCUGAUGCCGUGUCCGAGCUGCCCUCUGAGAGCAGCGAGGGCACGUACCGUCGCCGUACCCCCGCCGGCCCCAUCGGCAUGGUCUAAAAUGUAGAUAUGAGCCAUCUUGCCCAUCUUGCCCCCCAUCCAAAUGCAUCUUGUCAUUG